This is a messenger RNA of Schistocerca serialis cubense, 5379 nucleotides long. RefSeq names its product collagen alpha-1(I) chain-like. Bases 1 to 4887 code for a protein of 1628 amino acids. Gene Ontology annotation, molecular function: chitin binding. The record is from RefSeq and is a predicted model, not a curated record. NCBI's taxonomy places the organism in Eukaryota, Metazoa, Arthropoda, Insecta, Orthoptera, Acrididae. Gene Ontology annotation, cellular component: extracellular region. The transcript has 4 exons.
AUGCACCCGCCGCGUCGCCGUAGGAAGGGAUGCGGCGGUGCCCCCGCUAUAAAUACUCGCGCCGGAGGUGGAAGGCGUCAGUCUAGUGUCGGCUCCCACACAAGUAACAACAAACACAAUCGGCAGGUGUUGAUCCACUGGACAAGACGCGCCAGCGCCAUGAUGCGGUUGGUGCUUUUUCUAGUCCUCUUCAGCAUAUGUGAAAUCACUCAGGCUGAGGAAGGCUACAAGUAUGAAAAACCAACGAAGCCUUUCAUCACUGGAACACCAGGUCUAAGACCAGGAACAGCAGGCCCAGGAGGAUUUGCACCUGGAGUGGGAGCUGGGCCAGCUGCAAAACCCGGUUUUCCUGGACCCAGUGGCUACCCUUCUAGUGGUCCUGGAGGAACACCUGCAGGAUUUCCAUCUGGCAGUCAACCAGGAAGACCUGGAGCAGGCGGACCAUCUGGAUAUCCAUCUGGGGGACCAAGUGCCGGCAGACCAGGUGGCACCCUUCCUGGAAGACCUGGGACAACAGGAGGACCAGGUCGUCCAAUUAUUCAAGGAGAUGUUGGAGGCACUGGAUAUCCAUCAGGAGGGCCUGGCAGUUUCGGACCAAGUGGUCCAUUUGGACCUGGUGCUGGACGACCUGGAAUAUUGGGGCAGCCUAAUGGUCCAGGCACUCCUGGAGCUCAAGGCAGUGUUGGUUACCCCUCUGGAAGACCUGGUACAGGAAGACCAGGUGGUCCAGGUACAAUAGGAGGUGGAGGUUAUCCUACAGGUGGGCCUGGAGUAUUCCGUCCUAGUGAUUCAUUUGGUACAGGCAUUGGAAGACCUGGAGUUUCAGGAAGACCAGGAGGACCAGGUGCUGCCGGAUAUCCUUCUGGAGGUCCUGGAGGACUUGGGCCUGGUGGUCCCUUUAGUCCUGGUGCUGGUGGAAGGCCUGGAGGUGCUGGAGGUCUAGGACAGCUAGGUGGCACUGGAAUAACAGGAAGGCCAGGUGCUCCAUUCACUCCAGGUGGUCCUGGUGGUCCAGGAGGACCUGGGGUUCCUGGAGCCCCUGGUGGCCAAGGGUAUCCAUCAGGAGGACCUGGAGGAUUUGGUCCUAGUGGUCCUUUUGGACCUGGUGCUGAUAGGCCAGGAGGAGUUGGAGGCCCAGGGGGAUCUGCUGGUCCUGGGUAUCCAUCAGGUGGGCCUGGAGGCUUUGGUCCUAGUGGUCCAUUUGGGCCCAGUGCUGGUCGUCCAGGAGGUCAAGGUGGAGCUGGAAUAACAGGAAGACCAGGUGCUCCAGGAACACCUGGUGGUCCUGGUGGUCCUGGAGGACCUGGAGGUCCAGGAGGACCUGCUGGUCCUGGAUAUCCCUCUGGUGGGCCUGGAGGAUUUAGCCCUAGUGGUCCAUUAGGACCUGGUGCAGGUCGGCCAGGAGGACCUGGACGUCCAGGAGGAGCUGUUGGUCCUGGAUAUCCAUCUGGUGGGCCUGGGGGAUUUGGUCCUAGUGGUACACUUGCUCCUGGUAGACCAGGGGCAGUAGGAGGUCCGGGAGGGCAAGGUUAUCCAUCAGGAGGACCGGGUGGGUUUGGUCCUAGUGGUCCAUUUGGACCAGGUGCUGGUCGCCCAGGAGGCCCUGGUAGACCAGGAAUAGCAGGAAGACCAGGCACUCCAGGUACACCAGGUGGUCCUGGUGGUCCAGGAGGUCCAGGUGGUGCAGGGGGACCAGCUGGUCCCGGAUACCCCUCAGGUGGUCCUGGAGGAUUUGGUCCUAGUGGCCAACUUGGUCCUGGUGCUGGCAGACCAGGAGGUCAAGGUGGUCCAGGAGGGGCAGGUGGAUACCCAUCAGGUGGUCCUGGAGGAUUUGGUCCUAGUGGUCCCUUUGGCCCUGGUAAGCCAGGGGCUCCAGGAGGGCCAGGAGGUCCAGGAGGGCCAGGUUAUCCAUCAGGAGGACCUGGUGGAUUUGGUCCUAGUGGUCCAUUUGGACCUGGUGGUGGUCGGCCAGGAACACAAGGUCAGCCAGGAAUCCCAGGCAGGCCAGGUACACCUGGGGCACCAGGUGGUCCAGGAGGACCUGGAGGUCCUGGUGGUCUAGGUGGACCAACUGGUCCUGGAUAUCCUUCAGGUGGACCUGGAGGAUUCGGUCCUAGUGGACCUUUUGGUCCUGGUGCUGGAAGACCAGGUGGUUUUGGAAGACCUGGUGGUCCAGGAGGGCCAGGUGGCCCAGGAUACCCAUCAGGUGGGCCAGGAGGGUUUGGUCCCAGUGGUCCAUUUGGACCUUCUGCUGGUCGGCCAGGAACACCUGGUCAGCCAGGAAUCCCAGGCAGGCCAGGUACACCUGGGGCACCAGGUUUUCCAGGAGGACCUGGAGGUCCUGGUGGUCUAGGAGGACCAACUGGUCCUGGAUAUCCUUCAGGUGGACCUCCAGGAUUCGGUCCUAGUGGUCCCUUCAGCCCCGGUAGGCCAGGGGCUCCAGGAGGGCCAGGAGGUCCAGGAGGUCCUGGAGGGCCAGGUUAUCCAUCAGGAGGACCUGGUGGAUUUGGUCCUAGUGGUCCAUUUGGACCUGGUGGUGGUCGGCCAGGAACACAGGGUCAGCCAGGAAUCCCAGGCAGGCCAGGUACACCUGGGGCACCAGGUGGUCCAGGAGGACCUGGAGGUCCUGGUGGUCUAGGUGGACCAACUGGUCCUGGAUAUCCUUCAGGUGGACCUGGAGGAUUUGGUCCUAGUGGACCUUUUGGUCCUGGUGCUGGAAGACCAGGUGGUUUUGGAAGACCUGGUGGUCCAGGAGGGCCAGGUGGCCCAGGAUACCCAUCAGGUGGGCCAGGAGGGUUUGGUCCCAGUGGUCCAUUUGGACCUUCUGCUGGUCGGCCAGGAACACCUGGUCAGCCAGGAUUCCCAGGCAGGCCAGGUACAUCUGGUGCAUCAGGUGGUCCAGGAGGACCUGGAGGCCCUGGUGGUCCAGGAGGUCCAACCAGUCCUGGAUACCCAACAGGUGGACCUGGAGGAUUUGGUCCUAGUGGUCCAUUUGGACCUGGUGGUGGACGCCCAGGUACUCCAGGUGGUCCAGGAGGUCCAGGAGGCCCAGGAGGUCCUGGUGGUCCAGGAGGGCCAUUUGGUCCUGGAUAUCCAUCUGGAGGUCCUGGUGGAUUUGGCCCUACUGGCCCAUUUGGCCCAGGAGGUCCUGGUAUACCAGGUAGACCUAGCCGUCCUGGUACACCAGGUGGUCCUGGAGGUCCAGGUGGUCCUGGAGCUCCUGGAAGGCCUGGUGGUCCUGGAUAUCCAUCAGGUGGGCCUGGAGGAUUUGGGCCAAGUGGCCCUUUCGGUCCAGGUGCUGGUCAGCCUGGUCGCCCUGGUGGACCAGGGGGUCCAGGAGGCCCUGGAGGCCCAGGUAGGCCAGGAACAGGGUACCCUUCAGGCACACCUGGAGGAUUUGGUCCUAGUGGUCCAUUUGGCCCUGGUGCUGGUCGGCCAGGAGGCCCAAGUCGGCCUGGUGGUCCAGGGGCUCCAGGUUCUCCAGGUGGACCUGGGGGACCAAGUGGUCCAGGAGGACCUUCUGGUCCCAGUGGCCCAUUUGGUCCUGGUGCUGGUAGACCUGGAGGACAAGGGGGCCCUGGUGUACCUGGACAACCAGGUGGUGGAUUUAAGCCAAGUGGUCCAUAUGGCCCUGGUUAUCCUGGAGGUCCUUCAGGUGGUGUUGGUCGACCUGGCCGUCCUGGUGGUGUGUUAGGUGAUGCUACUGGUCCUGGAGGGCCAGGUGGUCCUUCUGGUCCCACAGGCUAUCCUUCUGGUGGCAUUGGAGGCAGGCCGGGUGGAGUUGGUCCUGGUGGUCCUUUUGGUCCGACUGGCCCUACUGGACCUACUGGUCCUACUGGACCUACUGGUCCUACUGGGCCUACAGGUCCUGGAGGACCAACUGGUGGUGUUGGUGGUGUUGGUGGAAUCGGUGGAACUGGCCCAACUGGACCUCCAGGGCCGAGUGGACCAUAUCCUAGUGGGCCUGCUGGCCCCAAUGGUCCAUAUCCAGAAGGAUCACCUGGUCCUGAUGGUCCUUUCCCAACAGGUUCACCUGGUCCUGGGCCAUACGAUGAAGGAGAUUAUUCUGCUAUUCCUGGAGAACCAGGAGUAGAUUAUCCCAUAUAUUCUGAAGUACCUGCUACUUCAUUUAGUUGCAGUCAGCAGAAAUUCCCUGGAUACUAUGCUGAUGUGGAGACACAGUGUCAGGCAUUCCAUAUUUGUGCUAACAAUCGCACAUAUGAUUUCCUGUGCCCUAAUGGUACAGUGUUCCAUCAGGAAUAUUUCGUUUGUGUUUGGUGGAAUCAGUUUGACUGUAGCAGAGCUCCAGGGUUGUAUAAUCUGAAUGAAUUUAUUUAUGACUAUACAAUAUUUGGAAGCCCUGGUGCAGAACUACUCAAACCUUCUGGUCCUGGAGGAUUCCCAGGUGGAACAGGUACUGGAGCUACUCAAGGCCGUCCAUUUAGUCCCAGCAGUGGUGUAACUCGUCCAGCUGGACCCACUGGGCCCUUUCGUCCUGGAACACCUGGUAGUAUAGGAACUGGAAUAGUAAAGCCUGGUGGAACAUUUCCAUCUGUAACCCCUGGAGUAACUGGUGGAAGUGGUGGUCCUGUCGCUGGAUAUCCACGUCCCGGUGGGCCAGGUGGAGUUGGUGGCAUUCUUGGUGAUGGAAUAACUGGACCUUCUUCUGGUGGAGUACCACCAUCAGGAUUUCCUGGUAGUCAGAUAGGACCAACACGCCCCUCAGGUCCCAGCACAGGCCUACCUGGUGGUACUGGUGGAGUAGGGCAAAUUGGUCGACCAACAGGCGGCUACCCAAGGCCAGGUACAGGCAGACCGGGACUGGCUGAUACUGGAACACAACCAGCCUACCCAGACAGACAGUAUUUGCCUCCUAGGAACUCUUAAAUGAUUACUAUGCUGAGUUUUGGACUUGCUUAUGACCUACAAGCACAGUAGCAGAUGAGAGCUCAUUGAAUCCAUCAUUUGUUUUCCAAUAACACUGAAUGUAAUGAGGUUGUAUGUAAGUGGAAACUACCAAGAUGGUGACAGUUUCAUGGAGUGCUCCUCUUUUUUGUGAGGGACGAUUUGUAUUAGUAUCGUACUCGUAAUCGUACUCUACUUUUCUUUGAAGUGACAAUGGGCCCUCGCUGCUGUGUGCUGUUGAGGUUUAAUGUUUAUUUAAAUAGUAUCUGUGUGAAUGUAUAAAUUAUUGUAUCGUGUCAUGAAAUUUGAAAGCAUUGGACCCUAAACAACAUUUAUAUCAGAUUUCAUUGUUUUUCAUUUACAUGAAUGUCUUUAAAAAAUUAUUUUGUGUCAUUGAAAUUGUGAGUUUCUACCACAAUGUGUCUCCCUUAUAUAGGGAAUUAUGUUGCCAUAUCAUGUGUGUAAUAAAUGUUG